Mollisia scopiformis is the source of this 862-nucleotide messenger RNA. RefSeq names its product CBD9-like protein. The record is from RefSeq and is a predicted model, not a curated record. NCBI's taxonomy places the organism in Eukaryota, Fungi, Ascomycota, Leotiomycetes, Helotiales, Mollisiaceae. Bases 21 to 677 code for a protein of 218 amino acids. The transcript is spliced from 3 exons.
CAUUGGAGUGCGAAUUCAAAAUGUGUUGGAUCUUUGUUGCCUUGUGGGCAGCAGCUUUGGUGGGCCUUGCUUCGGGAGAUCCAGUUUCAGGCGCUUCCGUGUACCAUGAUCCGGAAACAGGAUUCACGUUCUCGCAGUACAAUGUGAUGUACAGCUUGUCAGAAACCAUCACCUUUCGUAUCGCAGUACCAAGUCCAGUUACUGCAAACCAACCUUAUGAUGCUGUUCUCCAAGUCGUCGCUCCCAUUGACGUGGGAUGGGCUGGACUUGCGUGGGGCGGUCAAAUGACAUAUAAUCCAUUGGCCGUGUCCUGGUCUAACGGCAACAACGUCGUCGUCUCUUCUCGUUUUGCUACCCAGCAUGCAGCGCCACCAACUUACAGUGGCGCAACCUACUCAGUUUUCAAGACUGGGACACACGUGAACAGAACUCACUUCCAGUACACGGCGAAAUGCACUGGCUGUACCACUUUCACCAACUCGGCCGGUACCCCAACGACUAUCAACCCCACGGGCACAAACCGUCUUGCUUUCGGUUACUCGAGCAGCAGACCGAAUAAUCCAUCAUCUAACACAUCAAGCUUUCCUGUUCACGACGUGUACAAUUACUGGAGUCAGGAUUUCUCUUCUGGAGCCAAUACUGCUUUUGCUUCUCUAGCGGCGAAGAAUUUGGGUUAGUAUUGAAGAGGUGUGUUGAAAGAGGGUUACGAAUACUGAAGAGGUGUGUUGAAAGAGGGUUACGAACAGAUUGGUGUGACUGGAGCUAGUUGUGUUUCCUGUAUAUAGACCUCCGCAAUUCUGAGGUAACGCUUGGUAUGGAGUCGCGCUGUACAUACAUUCUUUGUUUCCGCCCAAUGAAGCAG